AUGACAGGCGGAGCGGAAACUAUCGAUGAUCCAGUAUCACUGAAGAACAAGUUUGAGGAGGAAAUAGGCAGCUUGCAAAUAUUGUCCGACCAAUUUCAGAAUAAGAUUUCUAUCCUCGAGCAUGAACUCAACAAAGAUAAACGCGAAUAUGUAAAUCAACUACAACGGCUUUAUGAGAGAAAUGCAGAAGCCAUCGAUAAAAUUAAACAGCUGGAUGCGACUAUGCAAACUGUAUCCACGAAGGUUGUCCAUCUUGGCGAUCAGCUUGAAUCGGUUCAUCAACCGAGGCAGAGAGCUCAUGAUGCACUCAAACUCAUUCAGCACUUUGAUGAGUUUCUCUCAGACCAACCUCUUAAUUCUAUGAUUUUUACUGAUCCAGACAAGCUUUUGGAGUCUGCCGACUUAGUGCAGAAACUCUACUCGAUUUCGCAGGAAUUGUCGAAAGAGAAGUUUCAGGCAGUUCAGGCAAGGAUUGCCCACAGGUACGAAGAAGUCGAGAGGUUGCUCAUCGACGAAUUUGCUCGGGCGCAGCGUGACGAAAAAAAGAUGGCCGAAGUAGCAAAAAUUCUCAGUGAAUUCAAGGGAUAUUCUCAUUGCGUUGAUCGCUAUGUUGAAUACAUCCAGUCCCUCUUUCGGACAGGAUCAGAUGACGUAUAUGCUGAAGCCUUGCAACUUGUUCGAAACCACAAGUCGAAAAUUGAAACGAUUUUUCCAAGUCCUACGGCAGUUAUACAAAAAUUGAUACUAAGCCUUUAUACUGGUAGACUUAAAGAGCAUAUUUACGCGAAGCUUAGAGAUUCUAAGGAAUGUGGAGAUCGUGAAGGCUACCUAGUGGGAUUGGCCGAGUCUUAUUCAAGUAUACUGCGGCUCAACAAAGAACUUGAAACUUUACAUGUUAGUUCCGAUGCAUUAUUUUUAUCCACAUUAACACGUUCCCUAUUUGAUCGAUAUUUGUCUACGUAUCAAAGCGAAGAAUUGGACUACCUUAAUGCACAGUGUGCUAGCAUUCUUCAACGGUUUUAUGAUUCGAAAAAACACGUGAAGAAGCAAAUCCAAAGCGGAGGGCUUCAAGAGCUAAAGCGGGACGUGCAAGCUCGACUUUUGACCGUAGAAACUUACGGUGGUGAAACUUUUCUUUCCGAAGACGUUGCCAUAAGUAUACUUCAAGAAACAAAAAACGCCUUUAAUAGAGCCUCACAGUUAUGUGAGAAACUUGAGGUUCCUAAGCAUAGUGAGAAUAUCUUCGAUAUUCUUCUCAAAUACCUUUACAAUGACCAUCUAAAUUAUGCCGUUGAAUUGGCUAUAGCGGGGAUAUCUUUGGCCGAGCCUAAAGUUAGUCCUCCAGCCUAUUUCUUCGCCGUGGUUGCGCAGAACACCACGAUAGUUUUGUUGCUUAUGAAACAGUAUGAAGAUUCGGUGCUUCCGCUUAUAAAAGGAUCUGUUGUUGAACAGUGUGUAGCAAAGAAGUGGUCGUCGUCUUUGCGUUCGUUAGAGCAGAAAAUCAACGUGGGCCUCGAAAGGCAACUAAACGCGAUUGUUGGUUAUGUACGAUUUAUCCUCUCAUCUGAGCAGAAGAAAGUCGAUUUCCGCCCGGAAAACCAGCAGAUCAAUCUUGGAGCAUCACCCUGUCAGCAAGUAGUGCGCUUCCUUACAUCGCAAGCGGCUGCUAUGGAAAGAGGAUGUGACGGAGGGAAUCUGGUUGUUUUACAAAAUGAGCUGGCUCUUCGCCUGUACAAACUCUUGUUGCACCACAUUCAACAGUUUGUCUUCAACUCUGCUGGAGCAAUGCUGCUGUUAUGUGAUCUGAACGAAUAUCGUAAAUGUGUAUCGCAAUGGCGACUUGAAGCGAAUAUAUCGAGACAGUUCGAUAGUAUGCAUGCUCUGGCAAAUCUUCUCGUAGUGCUACCGGACAAUCUUUUGGAUGCUGCCCAUAGCCCAAUGCUGGCAAGUCUAAUUGACGCUACUUAUCUUUUGACAAAAUUUUAUCCGUGA
This is a messenger RNA of Angiostrongylus costaricensis, 1992 nucleotides long. NCBI's taxonomy places the organism in Eukaryota, Metazoa, Nematoda, Chromadorea, Rhabditida, Metastrongylidae. The record is from the annotation of a GenBank genome assembly.